AAAGUAUUACGUAAUUUAAUGUUUUAUUAUAUUUUUUUCCCCUUAGUUAUAGAUGAUUAUCAUAUUUUGUUUUAAUGUCUUAGAAAUAAGAAUUCUAUGUUCAUAUUUUAUCAAGAAAGGAAAAAAAACUGUAUCCAUUCCGUAAAAAAAGGGGGAAAUGAGAUUUUAAUUACGCUUCAUUUCAUGAGAAAGUAAAGAUUUUACAAAAUUUUAUUAUAAACCAAUAGAUAUGAAAUGGAACAAUCCAAUGUAAAUUUAAAACGUAAUUCUGAACUAUCUAAAGAUGAUAAUCAAAUUGAAUUUAUACAAGAUAAUCCAUGUUGUGCUUCUUCUUCAUCUUCUCCUCAUCCUUUUCCUCCUCCUCAAAAUAUAAUAUUAUCAAAACAAGAACCAAAUGACUUUAAUGAUAAUUCAAUUAAAGGUUUACAAAUAUCUAAAACAAAAUUAAAUACAAUUUCAAAUGAAGAUGUUCGAAGACAAUCAAGUGUACAUUCUGAACAAACAUUAAAUAUUGCACAUCAUUUAUAUCCUACAACAUCUUUAUCGCAUACAUCAUCAGCUUUUUCAAGUUAUUUAAGAAUUCCAUCUAUUUAUGAACAAAUGAAUGAAAAAGUUGUAUCCACACAUUCAGCUGAUUGGUCAAAAUCAUUACAUAGAUCAAGUUGUUUUAAUACACCACAAAGUUUAAGUGAAGAAGAUCAAAAAUUUACACAAGCAACAGUUCGUGCUGUAUUAGCUGCUAGUGCUAGAGAAUCUCGUACAGCAUUAACUGAUUUACCAUUAGAUUUUUUUAUAAAUAAUUCAGAUUUAUCUAAUAUUGAUAAUAAAUUAAAUUCAUUAUCAGUUCAACAAUUAUCACAUAGAAAUUUAUCUACUGAAAAUGCAUUAAAUAUUCAUAGAUUAAAUUUACCAUCAUCAAAAUUUCAUGAUGAAUGUAAAGAACGUAGAACUAAUCGAAAAUUUAGUGCACUUUAUGUUCAUAGUUUUGAUGAUACAAUACAUGAUAGUGUAUUAUUAUUGAAAAGAGAUAAAUCACCAAUUCCUAAUACAUCAUUAAAUUCUAAUAAUAUAAUACUUAAUAGUACUACUAAUCUAUCUAAUUCUAUACAAUUACCUUAUAUACAAACAUCAAAUAAAAAUAUUCUGAUUACUACUAAACAAAAUCCAAAAUCAUUAAAAAAUUUCGCUAGACAAACAUCGCAUUCAAUAAAUAGACCAUUAAAACGUUUAGCUGCUAGUUUUCGUUUAACUAAAAAUAUUCGACAUUCAUCAUCAGUAAAUUAUAAACAACAUUCUUGUAUAAAUGUCCCUUUAAAAUCUGAUAUUGUUUCCAGUUGGAAUUCUGUUUCAAAUUGUAUUGAUUCUAUACAAAAUACUACAAAUACUACUACUACUACUAAUAAUAAUAAUGAUAUCAGUAGUAGUUGUAAUAAUAAUGGGACCAAUAUACGUACACGUAAUGUAAUUCUUCAAACAGAUCAAGAUUUUAUUAAUGAAUUUAAACAUGAUAAAAGUUUACAUAAAGGACAUUUAUCAUUAAAUGAUUCAAUGGAUCAUGAAACGGAUAGUUUAUUAAGUCAAGAUGAUAAACCAAGUGGUAGUUCAUUUCAUUUAAAAGAACAAUUUUUUGCAUUUUUUCAACCAACUGGUAAUAAAUUAGCAAUGAAAUUAUUUGGUACUAAAUUAGCAUUAGAUAGAGAAAGAUUAAGACAAGAACAACAAGGUGAUUGGAUUAUACAUCCUUGUAGUAAUUUUCGAUUUUAUUGGGAUUUAAUCAUGUUAUUAUUGUUAAUUGCAAAUCUUAUUAUUCUACCGGUGGCAAUCUCUUUCUUCAAUGAUGAUCUAAGUAUACAUUGGAUUGUAUUCAAUUGUGUAUCGGAUACAGUAUUUCUAAUUGAUAUUGGUGUGAAUUUUCGCACAGGAAUAAUAAAGAAUAAUUUUGCAGAUGAAAUUAUGCUCAAUCCUAAGGAAAUUGCACGACAAUAUUUGAAAACAUGGUUUCUUCUAGAUUUAUUAAGCUCAUUACCAUUGGAUUAUAUUUAUCUUAUAUUACAUGAUAAUGAAAAUUUUACACAAUUUGUUCACGCUGGCCGUGCACUAAGAUUUCUACGAUUUGUAAAACUUUUAAGUUUAAUACGACUUUUAAGAUUAUCUCGACUGGUUCGUUAUGUUAGUGAAUGGGAAGAAUUUAUUAAUUUAGCAAGUAAAUUUAUUGGGAUAUUUAAUCUUGUUUUAUUACUUCUCCUACUUGGACAUUGGAAUGCUUGUUUACAAUUUCUUAUACCAAUGUUACAUGAUUAUCCAGUAGAAAGUUGGGUGGCCAAAGGUAAACUACAAAAUGCUUAUUGGUUUGAUCAAUACACUUGGGCUUUAUUUAAAGCUAUGUCACAUAUGUUAACUAUUGGUUAUGGAAGAUAUCCACCUACCAGUUUAAGUGAAGCAUGGGUUACAGUGAUAAGUAUGGUUACUGGAGCUACUGGAUAUGCUUUAUUUGUUGGUCAUGCGGCAGCAUUAAUACAAUCAUUUGAUUGUUCAAAACGUCUUUACAGAGAGAAAUUUAAACAAGUGGAUGAAUAUAUGGCAUAUAGAAAACUUCCACGUGGUUUACGUAAACGUAUUGCUAGUUAUUAUGAACAUCGAUAUCAAGGGAAAAUGUUUAAUGAAAAUGAAAUUCUCAAUGAACUUUCAGAAUGUUUAAAAGAGCAAAUUAUCAAUUACAAUUGUCGAGCUUUAGUUGCUGCUGUACCAUUUUUCACAUUUGCUGACCAAAAUUUUGUCUCAGAAGUAGUUGUUAAAUUACGUUAUGAAGUGUUUCAACCAGGUGAUUUGAUUAUUAAAGAAGGUACAAUUGGUACAAAAAUGUAUUUUAUUCAAGAAGGUAUAGUGGAUAUUGUUACAAGAGAUGGUGAAGUAGCCACUAGUCUGUCAGAUGGUUCAUAUUUUGGAGAAAUAUGUCUAUUGACAAACGCUCGCCGUGUAGCAAGUGUUCGAGCAGAGACAUAUUGCAAUGUUUAUUCAUUAGAUAGAGCAAGUUUUUUGGAAGUAUUAGAUAAUUAUCCAUUAAUGCGUCGAACUAUGGAAUCUGUUGCAGCUGAACGUUUAAAUAAAAUUGGACGUGAUCCUUUAGUUGUUAGCAAUCGUAAAGAUUUGUAUGAUGAUUUAAAACUAGUGAAUGAAAUAGUAAAUCAGGCUAUUCGUGAAACAGAUGAUGUACAAAUCGAAGGAGAAACCGAAGAUAGCAUUGAUGAAGACGGUAUUGAUAAUUGUAGAACUGGUGAUAAUAUGAAUACUACUACUACUACUACUAAUGAUCAUAUUAGUAGUCAAUGUCGUAAUAAUCAUAAACAUAAUCCUAAUGAACGAAAUUAUCAAUUAUGUAAAAAAAUUAAUAAAUUCUCACAUCCAGUAAAUUAUUUUAAACGACGUAAAUCAUCACAUUGGAAUACAUUAUUAUUACGUAAAAGUUCUGAACCUGAAUGGUGGAAUCAUUCAACGAAUAAUCGAUCUAGUACAUCAACUUUAUUCAAUACAAAUCUACGUAAAUGGUAUCAUAUAAAACAAGGUAAAUUAAAUCAAUCAAAAAUCAUUAAAAAAACUAAAAGUGUAGAUCAUUUAAAUUUAUUAAAAGUAACAUCAUCGAAUUUAGUAAAUAAUUGGCAAAUCACAAAAUCAACACCGGUGAAUGUAACAGUUUCUGUUAUUCAUGAUCAUGAUCAUGUAUCAUUGAAAGAAUCAACUAUAUCAAGUAUACCAAUUAAAUUGAAUGAACAAACUAAUGAAAAUGAUCUUCCAAUCAAUAAUCAAUAGAAAUAAUCUAUAUAUCAAUAUACUUUAAACAGUUAUUAUUAUUAUUAUUAUUAUUAUUAUUAUUACGUAAUGUAACCCAAUGAAAUGGUCUAUCUACAAUAAAGAGAUGCAUUUACUUAACUAUAUUAAACAUUCAUACAAAUAUCAUUUGUGAAUACUAAAUGUAGAAUUAGUAAAUUAUUAUUAUUUAAAUAAACAAUCUAUUUCUUUACAUACAUUGAUAUCUCUUAUGAAGAUGUUUUAAGUUCAAUGAUUGAAAUCAUGAAUCCAUUGAAGUUAGAUCAUUAUGAAAAACUUGGAAACACUGGAAGGCUGUUUCGUUGUAUUAUGGGACUCUUUAGCAGUGUACAUUCAUGAUUCUACAAUAGGACGAAACGGACUAUGUAGCGCUUUCAUGUUUAAUUUUUUCUCAUGAUAGUCUAUCUUCAAUGGACUCAUGAUUUCAAUCAUUGAAAUUACUGGAAUAUCCACAAACACUCUUCGAAUAUUUUAAUGUAUUUGUUCAGUGGUUGUGAAAGAGUCUAAUUUGUUUAUCAUUAUCUAUAUACAUAUACCUGUUGAUUAAACAAUCUAUUCAAUUAGAUUAUAUUCUUAUUGUUAUCAUUGUCAAUAGUUUAUUAUUCUUUUUGUCACAGUUUGUUUACUUUCUUUUUUUUCAACUUAGAACUAUGUGUUAGUACCAUUGGUUAAUUAAUGUCACUUUGAAAGCGGGUACUUUUCCCCCAUCAGUACUAGUCACACAACUAUCACAAUCAUUAAAUAUCUUUUAUUUAUCAUGUAAUUUCUCAUUGAAUAAUCAAUUGAUUAAGGCAUUUUCAACGAGAUGAACAUCGAAUCCAUACAACAUUAAUAUUAUAUUCAGAUUGGAUUAAAGUGUUCAGUAUUAUUUAUUGUUCAGUAUAAACGUAAUAAACGUGAAUACAGUUGAAGACAAUUGAUUGUAUUUUUGGUAAAAUAUAAGAACUAUACACUAAAAUAUAUUUCAUUUUCAAAUUUUCAUCAUUUGUUCUUCAUAUUCUGUAUAAUUCUCCAAGUUCUUCUUAGUUUUCUAUUGCCAGGUUUUCCAUUUCCGAUUGGUGUUAUAUACUACUUAUAUCAGUCAGCAUAAGUAGCAUGCAUUA
This is a messenger RNA of Schistosoma bovis, 4928 nucleotides long. NCBI's taxonomy places the organism in Eukaryota, Metazoa, Platyhelminthes, Trematoda, Strigeidida, Schistosomatidae. The record is from the annotation of a GenBank genome assembly.